Messenger RNA from Eruca vesicaria subsp. sativa (arugula), 731 nucleotides. NCBI's taxonomy places the organism in Eukaryota, Viridiplantae, Streptophyta, Magnoliopsida, Brassicales, Brassicaceae. The record is from the annotation of a GenBank genome assembly.
CGCUAAUCUACAAUAAUAUUAUCAAAACAUGUUUUCUAUAAAAAAAAUAAUCACAAUCUUAUCUAACUAAUCUUUGUUUUAUUCCAUAAACAUACAUUAAUCUAAUUUUUACAAAUACAAAAUGUGCAUCACCUAACAGUUUAUAAACUCCAACAGUCUUUUCAUUAUUUCCCCAUUCCACAAUAAUGACAAACUACGGCGCCAUUCCGACGUCGUCUCACGGCUCACCGGUGGUAGACCUCGACUCAAUCUCACGCGUCAAGCAACACAUCAAAGACGGACUCGCCACGCGCCGACCAUGGAGAGUGAUGUUCGACUUCCACUCCAUGACGCUCCCACGCAGCCUCUCAGACGCUUUCUCAAGAAUCAAGAACAACCUCGUCUACUUCCAGACAAACUACGCGAUCGUCUUCUUGGUCGUGAUCUUCUUAAGUCUUAUCAAGCAUCCGACAUCGCUUAUUGUGUUGACCGUGUUGGUCUUUGUCUGGAUCUUUCUCUACUUUCUCCGUGACGAGCCUAUCAAGUUGUUUAGUUAUCAGGUUGAUGAUAAGUAUGUGUUGGUUUGUUUAUCGGUGGUAACUAUUGUUUUGUUGUUUUUGACCAACGCGACAGUUAAUAUAGCUGUUGCGUUGUUGGUCGGAGCUGUGUUGGUUUUGAUCCAUGCGGUUGUUAGGAAGACGGAGGAUCUUUUCUUGGAUGAAGAGGCGGCGAUGGCUGAGACUCUUGGCUGA